Molecule: messenger RNA, 874 nt
Organism: Cyanistes caeruleus (blue tit)
Lineage: Eukaryota; Metazoa; Chordata; Aves; Passeriformes; Paridae
Source: RefSeq, a predicted model, not a curated record
GUAUCCUGGAGGCGCGGAAAGGAGCUGGAGGGAAUUUUGGGCUCCCUGGCGACAAGGAUGGGGGCCACGCUGAGUUCGGGGCCUCGCUGGGUUCUGGUCUUCCGAAGGAAAAAGGGUCUUGGGGGCCGCCUGCUGGAUUAAGGACUGCCGGGGGCGGGCUUCGGGUUCGGGGGAUUUGACUCGAGCGAUGUCAGCCCCGAGCCCCCGUUACCUCGCGGCUGUCUCGGCUCUGACCUCGGUUCCUCGCAGAUGCCACGGUGUACGUGGGGGGGCUGGACGAGAAGGUCAGCGAGCCCCUGCUCUGGGAGCUCUUUCUGCAGGCCGGGCCGGUGGUCAACACGCACAUGCCCAAGGACCGGGUCACGGGCCAGCACCAGGGGUACGGUUUUGUGGAGUUCCUGAGUGAGGAGGACGCUGACUAUGCCAUCAAGAUCAUGAACAUGAUCAAGCUCUAUGGGAAACCCAUCCGGGUGAACAAAGCCUCGGCCCACAACAAGAACCUGGAUGUGGGCGCCAACAUCUUCAUUGGCAACCUGGACCCCGAGAUCGAUGAGAAGCUGCUCUACGACACUUUCAGCGCCUUUGGGGUAAUCCUGCAGACCCCCAAGAUCAUGCGAGACCCCGACACGGGCAACUCCAAGGGCUACGCCUUCAUCAACUUUGCCAGCUUCGAUGCGUCGGACGCAGCCAUUGAGGCCAUGAACGGGCAGUACCUGUGCAACCGCCCCAUCACCGUGUCCUACGCCUUCAAGAAGGACUCCAAGGGCGAGCGGCACGGCUCAGCGGCUGAGCGGCUGCUGGCGGCUCAGAACCCCCUCUCCCAGGCCGACCGGCCCCACCAGCUCUUCGCAGAUGCCCCCCCGCCCCCCUCCGU